Messenger RNA from Odobenus rosmarus divergens (Pacific walrus), 1414 nucleotides. RefSeq names its product testis-specific H1 histone-like. NCBI's taxonomy places the organism in Eukaryota, Metazoa, Chordata, Mammalia, Carnivora, Odobenidae. The coding region runs from base 1 to 1266 and encodes 421 amino acids. The transcript is spliced from 4 exons. The record is from RefSeq and is a predicted model, not a curated record.
AUGUCUACUCUGAUUGGAGGGGCCCUUCAUGGGAAAAAAGGGACCCUGAAGGAUGGUAGUCAGGAGAAUAAUUUACUUCUGAAGGUAGUAAAUAUCAACAGUGGCCACAAAAUGGUAGCCAUGAGACACAUAAGAAUUAUGAAAGAGAAAGUUGGUGUAAUUUCAGGACAAGUAGUGGUUCAGAAUCCUUUCAGGCGGAGCACCGCCCUAAUUCGUGGGCUUCGCUGCUGUUGGGGGUGUGAGUUCCGGGCUGUCAGGGCCCGCAGGUCAUCUUCCUCUGUGGGCGGGGCAGCUUGUGUAGCAGUAAAGAAUAUAGUGCCUUCUAGUACAGUUUGGUACCACUGCCUUGAUUCAUGCUUCGAGGCCAGCAGUUUUACCCACUAUUGGUUUUACACUGUUGAAGUAAAUAUCAACACAGCCGGUCUCAGCUUAAGCUCGCGCCUUGGUGGGGGUGGCCCACAUCAGUGGCCCCGCAGAGGCGGGAGCGGGGCCAUGGCUGAGGUGGCUGGGCCCACUGGUGAAUCCAAAGGCACUGAAGUUAAAACCCAGCAGGCCACGGAGAAAACCCUCACGGCCCUGCCGAGGCAGGGCCUGCGCUCCGUGCUCAAAGUGUCCCAGCUGUUGCUCCGAGCCAUCACCGAGCACAAAGGGCUGACUCUGGCUGCCCUCAAGAAGGAGCUUGGAAAUGCUGGCUACGAAAUGCGCCGGAAGUGCUGCCGCCACUCGGGCGAUGCACUCUGGUCUGAGGUUAAGGGCACGCUUCUCCGGGUCAGCAGCAGCGAUGCCUCUGGCUACUUCAGGGUUUGGAAGAUUCCGAAGCCGAAGAGAAGGCCAGGACGCCUGAGGUUGGAAGAGGGCGUGCGCUCUUCGAGGAGGACCCUUCCCGGGCCUUGGAGCCCACGGCGGCGCUGCACUCAUCGCAGGGCCGCCAAGAAGGCCAGGGAAGUCUGGAGACGAAGCACGAAGGUAAACACAAGGGGGCGGAAGAUAAGGCCAAGAGCCAAGGACUCGGUGCGUUCCAGAGCCAGGGAGGAAGUGAGGGCCAAGGGGAUGGACGAGGGGAGAGGACGGACCAAGAAGGAAGACAUCAGGCCUAGGACCCGAGAGAAGAGGCCAGGCCCGAAGCCCAGGGAAGAGAAGAAGCAGGACCCGGUGAAGCCGGUAAAACGCACCAUCCAGAAGACAGCUUUGGUUAAAACUGACCGACAUUCUAGCAGUCAGGGGAAGACUCAUGACCUAAGGGCUGCUCGCACAAAGACUUACUAAAUCUGAAAGUCUUUGGAAUGCAGCCAGUUAUUCGUAGUGUGGGAGCAAUUUCCCUUCCUCCAGGCACAGAUGCCCUUCCCCAUAGGCUCUAAUGAGAGCAGCUCUCACACACUGAAGUGGACAAAACUAUAUACAAGACCUUUCCACU